Molecule: messenger RNA, 4481 nt
Organism: Girardinichthys multiradiatus
Lineage: Eukaryota; Metazoa; Chordata; Actinopteri; Cyprinodontiformes; Goodeidae
Product: fibulin-2-like
Exons: 17
Coding region: 142-3672 (1176 amino acids)
Cellular component (GO): extracellular region
Molecular function (GO): calcium ion binding
Source: RefSeq, a predicted model, not a curated record
GCAAAACUUUGCGCACAGGUUUCUUUUAGAAGCAGCGAAGGACCAGAGAGGCGAGGCAUAAAGACGCUAAACUUUUUUCCAUCCAAGGGAAAGUCUGAGUUGAAGAGACAUAUUUAGACUUUUUUGUAGUUUUUGAGCAAAAUGCAAACAACAUUAUAUAUAUAUAUUUUUAUAAUGUCUGUGGUCAUCGCACUGAGUCAGAAAGACUGCACCUUUGUAACCUGCCCUGCCCUCCAGAACUGCAUCGAAUCGGUUUUAGAGAGUGGUGCCUGUUGUCCCAAAUGUGCACAAAGGGGUUGCACCUGUGAGGGGUACCAGUACUACGACUGCAAGCAAAACGGCUUCAAGGAUGGGAAAGUACCAGAGGGAGAAUACUACUUUGUGGAUUUUGGAAGCACUGAAUGCUCCUGUCCCCAGGGAGGAGGAAACAUAACCUGCCUUUUUAUUCCUUGCCCUGAAAUUCCCCCCAACUGCAUUGAUGUUUCACAACCUCAAGAUGGGUGUCCGCAAUGUGGGCGUGUUGGCUGUGCCCAUGGCACCAAGAAGUAUGAGGCAGGACACUCCUUUCAGUUAGACCAGUGCCAAGUUUGCCACUGUCCAAAAGAAGGGGGCAGAUUAAUGUGCUCCCCGAUCCCUAGCUGUGACCUCAGUGUUGUUAAUAAGCCCAUGUGGGCAACAACCACUGAAAAUAACAGCCCCAUGAAAGACAUUAGCAGGGGUCAUUACUCUCGACCCACAAGCCAUGUAGAACCAUAUUCCAAGCUUGUAAUGGCAAACUCUCUCCCACUUUAUAAGAAGGACCCACCCAGUUUUGGCUCAGAAGAUUAUGACUACAUCCUGGCAGAACCGACAUCUUCCACUAUUCAAAAUCUGGCCCAGUCACAGGACACUGCCACAGUUCCUUCAGCAUACCCAGAGUCAAGUUCUGUAACCUUCACGUCUCAUGAUGACAGAGGAAAUGAGCUGUCGAAAACUGAAAAACCUCAAAGCACAGACCGGAAGAUUGAGAAUGACCUGAAACAACUCUUGGAUUCAACUAUGUCAGGAGCUCAAAGCAAUUCCUCACCAUCAAACACAAGUACAGCCACACAUGUAGUUUAUAAGAGGUCAAAGCAGGAAAUUAAAGACAGGCCUCUAAGAAACAAUAUGCAGAGAAAUAUGGGAGGUAGACGCCUUGGUCAUCAGAAACACAAUCUGCACGGCCACACCAGACAUCAUGAUGAAACCUAUUCUGUCAACCACACUGAACAAGAAAAGACAUCAGUGGAGCACAAGCCCUGGCUUGGCAAACAAGAACAAGGUGUCUACCCCACAGUCCAGUUCAGUCCCACCAGCAGAGCUCCAGUCAGGAUGAGAGAAGAGCCUCAAAGACAACCUCACACCUUUAACAACUAUGCCUUACAAGAUGUGGAGGAAGACACUGAAGAGUCUGUCAAAGAGCUGGUGAAGCACUGCUGUGAGACUGGUGGGAAAUGGGCUUCAGCUAAUGGCCACUGCAGCAACAUGGAGCCACCCACAGAAGAUAGGCCAACCAUUUGCUGGACUGCCCAACAACAGUGUUGCCUCGGCUCUCUGAAAGAACGCCAGUGCUUGGCGGGAAUUAAGGCAGCCAGAGCAGGAAGUUUCUGCGGAGAGGAUGCCAGCAGUAAAUGUGGGACAGAUUCCUACAAGGAGUGCUGCAGUUGCUGCUCUCUUGGGCUGCAGUUCCACAGAGCCAGCCAUCGGUGUGAACCCCACCAGUACCUGGGUUUCCACUGCCAGCACGUCUUUCUAAACUGCUGCGAGUUGGCUGAGGGGAGGCAAACUGUGAGAGAAAGGCCUGCUCUGGUCCCAACUCUGCCCCCAGUAAAAGUAUCAGACAGCCCAUAUCCCAAAGAGGCCUUCUCCAUCGGUGAAGAGCAGGAUGGUGAGAAUGCCGUCGAGGGACCUGUUGAGGACAUGGAUGAGUGCCUGAUAUAUGAGGGCAACAUCUGCCACCACAUAUGCAUCAACACGCCCGGGUCUUUCCGCUGCGAGUGCUUCCCUGGCUAUGUGCUGCACGAGGAUGCUUUCACUUGCAAGCAAGAGAUGACGGAUGAGGAGAACAGACUGAAGGAGUUUGAUCGAGCAGCAGUAGAAACCGCCUCCCCUCUUCCAUCUCCCACCCAGCCUUCUGUCCCACUCAACCCCUGUGAAGGAAGCAGCAUCUGUGAGCAACAGUGCACCCCAGUGGGGGGAAGGCCACAGUGCUCCUGUUUCGUAGGGUUCUCACUCAAAGCAGAUGGACAAUCAUGUGAUGACGUGGAUGAGUGUUUGUCUUCACAUGGCUGCCAUUUUAACGAGCACUGCGUGAACACAAGGGGGAGUUACAUCUGUCAGAGACUGAUCACCUGCCCACCUGGAUAUCAGAUCAGCAACGGCGUUUGCAAAGAUAUUGAUGAGUGCAUGAUGGGAACCCACAACUGUGGAUCUGGGCUCGUGUGCAUGAAUACAGAGGGUUCAUUCAGCUGCAACUCCAAACCUAUAUGUCCUGCAGGCUUUAAGCAGGACACACAGGGCAACUGCAUUGAUAUUGACGAGUGUACUAGUUUGACCCUGCCGUGCAGUUCAGGAUUCACCUGCAUCAACACGGCGGGGUCAUACAUGUGCAACAGGAAGAUAAUAUGUAGCCGUGGCUAUCAUGCCAGCCCUGAUGGAUCCAGAUGUGUAGAUGUGAAUGAAUGCGAGAGUGGCCUGGAUCGAUGUGGAGAUGGACAGCUGUGCCACAAUAUGCCUGGCUCUUAUCGUUGUGAGUGCCUGACUGGGUACCAGUAUGAUUCAUUCAGGAGGAUGUGUGUAGAUGUAAACGAGUGUUGGCGCUACUCUGGCCGUCUGUGUGCCCAGACCUGUGAGAACACCCGGGGCUCCUAUGAAUGCUCGUGCACCUCUGGUUUCCGCUUAUCUGCUGAUGGCAAGAACUGUGAAGACAUGAAUGAGUGUCUGACUAGCCCGUGCAGUCAGGAGUGUGCCAACAUCUACAGUUCCUACCAGUGCUACUGCAGAAAGGGUUACUACCUCAGGGAGGAUGGGCACACCUGUGAAGACAUUGAUGAAUGCUCUCAGAGCAUUGGCCAUCUGUGUACCUACAACUGUGUGAAUACUCCAGGCAGUUACCAUUGUGCUUGUCCUGAAUAUGGAUACACCAUGUCUCCAAAUGGACGAUCUUGCAGAGAUAUUGAUGAGUGCACCACGGGGACCCAUAACUGCUCUUUGGCUGAGAAGUGCUACAACAUCCGAGGAGGGUAUCGCUGUCUUUCUCUGAGCUGUCCUCCAAACUACCGCAAAGUGACAGAUACGCGCUGUGAGCGGAUCAGCUGUUCCACCUACAUGGAGUGUCAGAACUCUCCUCUGAGAAUCACCUACUACUACCUCAGCUUCCAGUCCAACAUCGUCAUCCCCGCUCAGAUCUUCCGCAUCGGUCCCGCUCCUGCCUACUCUGGAGAUAACGUGAUUGUGACAAUCACGCAGGGGAAUGAGGAGAACUACUUCAGCACCAGGAAAUUGAAUGCCUACACAGGUGCUGUGUUCUUACAGCGUCAGGUGCAGGACCCAAGGGAUUUUUUGAUCAAUGUGGAGAUGAAACUCUGGAGGCAGGGGAAAUUUACCACCUUCCAAUCUAGGAUCUAUGUCUUUAUCACGGCAAAUCUACUCUAAUGGCUGCUUGUGCUGAGGCCAAUAUGCAACUUAAUACAGUUCAUUGUCACUUUUCUAAUCAAUAUUUAACAAUGCCAGUCUAUGUUUGAUUUGUUUAGACAGUUUGAACAUGUUAUUGCAAGAAAAGCUGAAUUUCUUAAAAUAUUGCAUCCUAUCAUCUUUUUCAAUAAGAUUCCAGUUAAUCAUUCAAUUGAGAUUUUUUUAUAAUAUUUUAUCAGAUUAUAUAUCAUUUAUUUUCAGGAAAUCUUUUCUUGAAUUUGAAAGUGUUGUUUUGCAUAAAUCAGUUCCUCUAAAAGCAGAAUCUACAUCACCAACUAUCCUACAUAUUGUAUUUUUAUGCCCAAAUUAUUUAGGUUCAGUUUAACAUAAUGUCUUACUUUGUAACGUGCACUGCUGCCUGCGUGUUGAGUUUUACAAACUAAUUUAAUGUUACCACAUUUGUACGGAGAAUUGUUUUCCCCUGUAAUUAAAUAUAUUACACUUAGAUGUAUCAUAUUUUUAUGCUUAAAUCUGAUAUUAGGAAAGUAUUUCAGUAAAAUACUGAAAAAGAAUCACUGAGAGUUGGAAUGUACUGUCAAAUUUAAUUUUUUUAAUGUUAUAUAUAUAUACUAUAUUUUAUAUAAAUAAAACUGUUUUGUUUUUUUCAACAGAUUGCCUCCAGAAAUUGUCAAAUAUGCCACAUAUUAUAUACUUAAAUCAUAUCUGUUCCUGUAUUAAUGUUAUGCAAAAAAUCUCCAUGCUUUUUCCGUAUAUGUUCACACCUUGCUGGAAAACUUAAUGGAUAAUAAAAUAUGGUUUAUAAAAGACAA